Molecule: messenger RNA, 462 nt
Organism: Cuscuta europaea
Lineage: Eukaryota; Viridiplantae; Streptophyta; Magnoliopsida; Solanales; Convolvulaceae
Source: the annotation of a GenBank genome assembly
GGAUGAUGAAUUGAAGAGUUUUGCUUUGGUAGAGAUAGAGAAGUUAUUGCGCAAAAAUGGAAAAACUUUGAUGGAGUUCCCAUCCAUGCCACGUCCUGACAGGUCAUUGAUUUCUGAAUCACAGAAUAGACUUCUCCAUGAUGAGUUGAACUAUGAUAGACCAUCUCUGGCUGCAGAACAUUUGUAUCUAUUGUCAACCAUGACUGUUGAACAAAGGAAUAUAAAUGAGACCAUCAUGCAAUGUGUUACUGAAGAUCGUGGCGGUGUCUUUUUCCUGUAUGGAUAUGGCGGAACAGGUAAAACAUACAUAUGGAGGGCGAUAUCCGCAUGCAUAAGAUCCAAAGGUGAAAUUGUGCUGACAGUGGCAUCCAGUGCAAUAGCAUCGCUACUUAUUCCUGGUGGGCACACAGCUCAUUCCCGGUUUGCCAUUCCUAUCAACGUCAAUGAAGACUCUGAAGAAGU